AUGAACGCUCGGAGUGGAAAUAAACAAUCAGAAUGGCUGAUGUUCUUUGUACUGUACCUGGAAGUGGGUUUCACCAGCAGAAUAUACAGUACUGAGAAUGUUCCGAAUCAGCAGCGAGCAUGCGAAUGACUUGUGUAAGCGAGGAAUCGGUAAGAAAGGAAAACCUCCAAGAAUACAGUAUAUGUAUUAGGGGUGUCUUCCUCACAACACACCAAUCAUUGUCACGAAGAAGCGGUUAUGCAGCAUCAAUGAAAUAUUUACUGCCGAGAAAGUAAGUAGCAGGAACUGCAGCGUGUUCCCAUGUUAUUUCAUCGUCUAUAACAAAAAAAAAGCCAACACGUCUUUGUUGUACAGCAUUGUGUGAAGUCAAAUAAUGAGAAGAGAAUAAUGAUGUUUGGACAGGAGUGAAGAAGAAAUGUAGGUUGUAUGGCAGAACCUCCAAGAGAGAAAUUGCAUGGGUUCAUGUUACCUCUAAGUACUGUAUUGGGCAUGCACGGUUUCCAGAAUGUAUCUGAACCUGCGCCAGUGUUGGUCAAGUUUGGUUUUUAAUGGGUUCACACUCGGUAUAGUUCAUUCUUAUUAUAUUCAUACUCGUUUAUCAUAAAACCAAUCACACUCCAGCACUUAAAGUACACUGUAAUAAAUUCACAUUCAUGCGAGCAACGUUCUAGUGACUAGUAAAUUUGAACAUAUCACUCCUGCUGUAUCACAAAGUUUUUAAAGUAACAAGAAUGUUUGACAAAGUUGAACUAUACAGUAUCGUGCGUGCGCAUGUGUGUGUUGAUGCGCAAUUUACUGAAUAAUGUAGUAGUGGUAAUAAUCGUCUCGCCACCAGGUGGGUAAUACAUAUUGUAGCUUUUUCCCGUGUCUUAGGAGUAAAGUGCUGAAUACGUUAAUAAAUGAAUGCUUAACGUCUGUCAGACACGGUGACACGUUUUAACCACGAGUGAACUGCGAGUAGGAAUGGAUAUAUAAGUCAGUGACCGGAUAAAACCCCAACGGACAAAACCCCAGUCUCAUAUAUAAAAUAUAAAAUAAAACACUUUUAAGCUUAGGUUAGGUUAGUGUUGACAAAUGACAACCCCGUUGGGGUUUUGUCAUGGAACCAUAUAAUUCACAGUUAAUGCAUCUGCUAAGUGCCAACAGUUCUAUACGCUACUUGGUCACAGGCUUACCGGUUCACCUAUUCUUUAAUUUCAGUAAGAUUGACAUUAUUUUGAUGUCAGUAACUUCAUACCUGAUUUUGCCAGUCACUAAUAAGGCGAUGGAAAUUUUAUUUUUAAGCUGGUUGGUUUAUUAUGAAGUAAUUUACUGUAAUAUGUUUUCUAAAUCCCAGAAAGCUUUAAGAAGUGAUUAUCCUUCUAAGUAAGGAACAAGUGUCUAGUAUAAAUUAACAGUUUCAGGUGUUUAAUGUAGACACCUGUGAAGUAUAUUUACAGGUACUUUACGUUAUAUAUUUUAGUUUGAUUAUCUUUCUAUUUCACGUUAGUUGUGUUUGUAGUGGACUUUUGUCUACGAAUUUAAAUUUCGUUGUCAUAUUUUACUGGCAUAUCAUUACAUCCUUUACUAAGGUACUGUUCUGCAAAAAUUAUCAGGCUGGUUCUUUUAUCAUUCUUAGGUUAGCUACUUCUUAAUUAGGGUGAAUUGUUUGCAAUGUUAUAUUGCUGAGGUGUCCGACAAAAUGCAAGCAGUUAAAGAUUGAAUCUGGCUAAAUCACGAUAUAUUUAUUUUUUCUUCGAGAAAUUCCUCUAGAGCAUAACUAAACUGUCUGGUAAUAUAAAUGCUUCAUCAGCAGUGGAAAUGAGCUUCUGAAAUUUCUCCUUACUGGACUAGUUGAGCACAUGAGUUAUUCGCCACAAUCGUGAACUUUAAUUUGUUUCAUUACGGCUUGUCCAGGCGUGAUUGAGAAUGACGCUCUCUACAGGUGUAUCACACAAGAGCUGCAGUAGUGUGGGGAGCUGGCUCCCCAAAACACCGUUACUUUUUUUUUUCCGUUGAAUAAUAUAAUCAAUGAUGAGAAACAACUAUGAACCGCCUCUCGCUUCCAAUUAUAUGAAAUUAACUUUUUCCAUCAAUCACGUAAAUACUUAUAUACUGUACAUAUGUAGUACACCUAGUAGCGUUAGUACUACUGUAGGUCCAUGGAUAAUCAUACGGUGGUUAUUGAUUGCUGGGAGUGUACGUAAAGAAGAUGGGCGUUAACAUACUUGCUUUGGAAUCUCAGCACAGUUGAACGGGAUGAUGACUGACUAAUUAGACCACACAAGUAAUAGCGAAUGUUCAGAAAACUAGGUCCAUCGUACCAUAUGUAACCUUCCUUGUGUUGAUACCAAUUACAAUAUGUUCUGAUUACUUGAAAGCUCUUAUAAUUUACGUAUGUAUUUAUUUCCGUACAAACUGGAGUAUAUUUACUUCUAAAUCAAGUGUAGGAAGUCCUCCCGAACUCUUGCACAGGCUAAUGAAGUUGUAACACAACCCCCCAAAUUGAAGGUCCCAGAGUUAAGACACAAAUAUGGUUUCACCUUUAGUAAUUUAAACACUCGGCCUAUUUCACCUGAAGGUUAGACAAGCCACCAAUUUUCACCUCAAGGUGCCAGGGGUUAGUUUAUAUUAUGUUUCGGGAAGAUUAGAUUAGUGUGAGGGUGGUUAAUCUAAAGGGGAAAUAAUCUAGGGGUGUCUAAUCCUCAUGUGAUCCAAAAAAUAUAGACUAGAUGCAAGUUUCAGGUAACAGUAGACUUAAACACCGGUUGGACAUGUAGGCUACCAACUAACUCCCUCACUGCCGGAAGGAGAGCUUCUAUCGCCCGACAACCAUCCAAUCCAGCCUUAAGAAAACACCUCUAAUAUCCACCAUUUCUCUGGGUCGCUUGAUAACUACAUGAUCCUAUAUCUGUGUCUCUUGGUUUUAUACUCUUAAAAUUUCUAAUACCUGUACUGUAAUAUUGUUGCCGGAUGCCUAUGUUUAUUUGUUCAAAGUUUGUGUUCUUGUCACUAGACUUGGUUGUAAAUAUGGACUACACAGUGUUCUCUUCCAACUAAGCUGAUGAAGUAACGUGACUGUCUAGUGAGAAUUGUGUGUGUGUGUCCUUAAGAGCUAGACGGAUGGGCUAGGUAGGACUUGGCUCACUGCAGAGUAUAGUAAAAAGCAAAAGAAAACUUCUGCUUAAAACUUGCACAAAGGAACCCCAAACUGACCAAGGAGUAAUUUCAAGAAUGACAGGAAUGACAUGGUCGUUGAUGAAACACUUUUCCCUGCCGAGGUCCUACAAGAUGAGAACGUUCGCUGACAGUAGAGUGGUACCCGUCAGAGAGCGAGGUGUAUGCUGGAGUAAGACCCGGUUCCUGUUGCUGCUCUUGGCGGGGUUGUCAGUGCUAAACUCUUUCACAGUUGGCCACACGCCAACCCUCGGUGUAGUGGUAGAUAAGUCAUCUCCAGCCCUGGUGGACGUGGCAAAAGUGUUAGUGGAGGAGACCCUGGUGCCUCUGAGCCACACUCUGGGCUUUCAGCUGCUGGAGGUCCUUACUGCCCUGGACAAUACCACGUCGUUCUCCCUCUCAGCUGCUGUGGGAGACGUGCAGGGCUUGGUGGCAUUGGGAGGCUGUGAGCAUGGCAGCGAAGUUUUGGAGGAAAUGAUGAAGAAUUUGCUUGUGCUGAGAAUUCUUCUUGGAGAUUGUGUAGCAGCACCCCGGCACCCAGAGUAUCUUUCUCUCAACACUUCCAAGGGAGGUGCAGGAAAUGAACACUUUCGGGCAGAGCUGCGGCAAUGGGUGGUGUUGCUUACCUCUGGCAGGCAAACUGCAAAAGGCAACAGGCAGAGUGUGACAGCCAGACUAGCCCCCUCACUUCACAACCUCAAAACUUUAUUAUCCUACAACCUCACUCGCCAUCAACCCUUCAGAAAGACGGCAACCCAGUUCUCUGAGCGGGUGGUGAGGGCAGCAGCAGUGGGACAGAGUUAUCUGCAGAAGGUGAAGCAGGAGGCCAGGAAGCUUCUAAACGGUCAUGUCCUCACUGUAGCUAUCAAGCACCGUCCUCCAUAUGUGUGGUUGGUGAAGGAUAAGAGAACCAUUGUCGACUCCAGCGGAAUUCUCAUCGAACUACUCAACAGCUUUGCCAACACAUACAACUUCACGUACAAGCUCAAGCUGCCUGAUGAUGACCAGUGGGGGGCUCUCAAAGAUGGCACUUGGACUGGCAUGGUUGGCGAGGUGUACCGUAAGGAAGUUGAGAUGGCAUUGGGUCCAACAUCGAUCACGGAGGCUAGGGAGAAAGCCAUUGACUUCACAGUGCCUUUCGACUACGAGCCAUGGGACAUCCUCAUCCCGGAGUCUCUUGUCAUUGUUGACCUUACAGCAUACCUCUUCCCAUUCGCUGGCCUGGUGUGGGUGGGCGUGCUGAUGUCCAUGGUGGUGGUGGGCAUGACAGAGUGGUUGCUAGGGCGGGGGAGCCAAGCUAGGGUAUUACUUUAUCCUCGUCGCCAUGCCACCUCCACAUACUCCUUCUUCCACUAUGUUAUGGACACCUUCGGCUGCCUCGUUUCUCAGAGUAACAGACAGCCACAGACGGCAUCAGUGCGGAUGCUGGCUGGAUGGUGGUGGAUUUUCUCCGUAGUGGUUGUGGCUUCCUAUAGCAGUAAACUGAUAUCCUCCCUUACUGUACGUUUUACGGAGCCUCCAGUCAAGUCCUUGCAAGACCUGGUUGAAUCCCGCAAGCUCCUGUGGACUUACCUGAACAACAGUGCCAUGGAAGAGGUCUUCAAGAACUCGGCCCCAGACACAUUGUUUGGGAAAGUUGGUCAGUUGCACAAAGAUAAGCCAGGACUUCUUGUCAAUGGGUUCGAUGAAGGUGUGGCAGCCGUCCGCUCUAAGAAGUUUGCUUAUUUUGAGGACAACUCGUGGCUGGAGUUUGCAGUAGCAGAUGAUCUGGCCACACAUGGGGAGUGUCGGAUGUCUGUGGUUCGCGACCACUUUUUCUCCACUCGCUUUGGGAUAAUCCUGCAGCCGAGCUCCCCUUACAGAGAUGCCUUCAGCCUAGAGAUCCUGUUGAUGAUUCAAUCAGGGUUGAUGAGUGCCUGGAAGAAGGAGUUUUGGCCAGUGACUCAUUGUGUGGUCAAGAAGAAUGCCAAGAAACCCCUCCGGCCACUUAACCUUCUUGAUAUGGUGGGCACCUUCGUCUUGCUGGUUGCUGGGUUUGCUCUGGGUGCCAUUGCUCUCUUUCUGGAGCUGGUUGUUAUGAGAUACCAUGAUGGGUAGAGAACACAGUUGUUGAGAUUUUCACAGUUUAGAGAAUAAAUUAUCCAAACUGCACCCUUUUUGACUACUUUUGCAGGUACAGUACAGUAUAUACCAUUAUUUGCUCACAUCAGUAGUGUCUGUCAAGUGUUCUUCUUGUCCUUAUUCAAGGCUAUUUUGUAUUUAUCAUACAGGCCAUUCCAUCGUAAGGUUCGUUACGUUUUGAGACAACUUAUUCAAGUAAUCCAAGUUGUAUUACUGAAGUAAAAAUAUAUACCUGUACAGUAAUAAAAAAUGGCUCUUAUGACAUAUAUAUUACCAACACUUAGAGUUGCAUCAUGCUGCUAAUUGGAAUGUCCCUGUAUUAUAUGAUUUUAUAUUUAAUAUAAAAGUUACCGUGAGGGUCGUUACAGCUAUGCUAUCCAUCUAGUUAAUCCCACUUGUUUAUUUCAUCUUUUCUGUGAAUUGACUGAUUCAAUCAAGGAGUGCUUAAUAUCAGUAUAAGUCAAUGAAUACGUAAGGUUCAUGACCAUAACCUGGCUAAUUAUAUUAUUCAAUGUAGUUUUGAAAUUACUGAGGAAAAUGUGACUGAGGUUCGUUACAGGAAAACACGAGGGUUGUUACUUUGCACUAACCAUUUCCUUUACAUGAAUUUUAUUUGGGAAUAACUUAUAAAAUACAUCGUAGCACAGUCUAUAAAAAAAAGCAAUGAAAAGAAAAAAGCAAAGAACAAACUGUAAUAUGAGUUUACAACAGAAAGAAAGGAAUGAAGACAAUAUUAAAGUUAUAAUGAAAACUUACAGCUCAGAAGACAUUUUGUCAUAUUUUAUCAUUACUUUAAUAUUGUCACAUACAUUUACAGCAAAGGUCUUCUUUCUUGCACAGAACAUGAUUAUAAAUACAGUGGAAAAAUUAGCAAUGUGAGUGAGGGUGUUACUACUGCAGUGGUAAAUACACCUCCUGCUGAACAUGUAACAAACCUCACAGGUCUUUGUGGGAUAGCAAAUCCCCAGCAAGAACAUUCCAGGGUCAUGUUAGUAUGGUAAUACUGUACUGUAGGACACCUAUUUAUAAUAUAAAAUUAAUUGGAAUUUCUCCAAGCACUGUACUGUAAUAAGUUUUGUAUUGGGAAAAUGACCCGAAAAAUGUGAAGUUCGUUACUUUGGAACUACUGUACUCACAUUUCAAGCACAUGUCGAUGAAAAUCUACACAAGAUAAUUACUGUACACAUUCUAUCAAUGUUUACAACUCAGUGGGAUCCUUGUCAUUUUGUAUAAUUUUAAAAGAGCCUGAACCUCUAGAUAUUUUAGCAAUUGAUGUUAGUAAUGUCCUAUUUUAGGUACUGUAGUUUUAUUUCUUCUGUUACAUGAUGUCAGUUUUGGUUAUAGCUGUUUCUGUGGCUGUGUUAGAGACUUGUUCUUUUCUGAUUUGUAAAAUUCAAUACUUUAGCUUUCAAAACAUAAUUAAUUUGUUAGUUUUGGUUGAUUUUCAGGUGUGGUUUGCAGGUUGACAUUUUCAUGGAAGGAACCAUUAGGUAGAGCUACUAAUCCCUCAAAUUUUUAAGUGGGUUCCACUUGAUUGAUGUAGAUGUGAUGUUACCAUUCCUGAUUUUGGAUAAUACGGUACAGUACAGUACUGUACUGUACAGUGGUGACUUCUUCUAACACCUCUGUGUCACAACUCUUAUCAAAUAUAUUUCACCAUAUGAUAAAAAGUUUACAUUCACAGAUUUAAAUGUCUUGUUUAAUAUAUGUUAAAAAAUAACUAAAAAAUUUUGAUAGCUCUUCAUUUAUGCAUUCACACAUUGUUUAAAUAAAAAGAUUGAUCUGAAA
Homarus americanus (American lobster) is the source of this 7065-nucleotide messenger RNA. RefSeq names its product glutamate receptor U1-like. The transcript is spliced from 13 exons. Gene Ontology annotation, cellular component: membrane. Gene Ontology annotation, molecular function: glutamate-gated receptor activity. Gene Ontology annotation, biological process: monoatomic ion transport. The record is from RefSeq and is a predicted model, not a curated record. Lineage: Eukaryota; Metazoa; Arthropoda; Malacostraca; Decapoda; Nephropidae. Bases 3214 to 5253 code for a protein of 679 amino acids.